Messenger RNA from Pseudomyrmex gracilis, 954 nucleotides. RefSeq names its product anaphase-promoting complex subunit 10 (gene APC10). The transcript has 4 exons. Lineage: Eukaryota; Metazoa; Arthropoda; Insecta; Hymenoptera; Formicidae. The record is from RefSeq and is a predicted model, not a curated record. Gene Ontology annotation, cellular component: anaphase-promoting complex. Gene Ontology annotation, biological process: protein K11-linked ubiquitination; anaphase-promoting complex-dependent catabolic process. The coding region runs from base 238 to 807 and encodes 189 amino acids.
CAAAUCUCGUUUUUAAAAUACACACACGAGGAGAAACAAAACGUCUAAUGUGAAUUAAAAAACAAAAAAGGUUUUGCGUAACGUGCGUUCGAAAAAGUUGACUUGACAUGUAAUCUCUGCUGGUAUUUUAUGUAACAUCUUGUUGCGUUAUUGGAAAAAAAAUUAUAAGCAAAAAGAUUAAUAUCGUGUUUGUGUUUUCGACACGACUGGUGUAAACGAGAGUCUAACCUAUAAAUAAUGAGCAACAAAGCUAACAACGGAGGUGAAAUAGAUCCUGUGCAGGAACAGCUGACUGGCCGAGUGCGGGAAGUUGGGAAUUAUGCAAUCUGGAGUUUGUCCAGCUGUAAACCCGGAUUUGGGGUGGAUCAAUUAAGAGACGAUAUCACAGAAACUUACUGGCAAUCGGACGGACAAUUGCCGCAUUUAGUGAAUAUUCAGUUCAAGAGAAAGACGACCAUUCGUGACAUAUGCAUCUACACAGAUUACAAGCUGGAUGAGAGCUACACUCCCAACAGAAUAAGUAUCAGAGCCGGAACUAAUUUCAAUGACCUUCAAGAAGUAGAAGUAAUGGAUUUGAAUGAACCUAGUGGUUGGAUUGUCAUACCUAUUAAAAAUAUUAAUGACCGCCCUAUCAGAACAUUUAUGAUUCAAAUAGCAGUAAUUAGCAAUCAUCAAAAUGGCAGAGACACUCACAUGAGACAGAUCAAGGUUCACAGUCCUGCGCAGGAUAUUCUUGGUCCACCAGCGCCUUAUAUCCCGGGACAAUUUCUUACUAACGAAUUUUUACGCUAUGCCACUAUAAGAUAAGAUAUUAGAAGCCAGAUAUAUAAGACUUACAAAAAUUGUAAAUGUUUCGAAAGAUCUGCCAUUGACGGACCACGCGGCAGUGGAACAUGUUAAGCAAUAAGAUAUUUUAUUUACUUGUUGCUUUACUUGAAGCUUUUAAUAAAAUUG